Messenger RNA from Paraglomus occultum, 528 nucleotides. Lineage: Eukaryota; Fungi; Glomeromycota; Glomeromycetes; Paraglomerales; Paraglomeraceae. The record is from the annotation of a GenBank genome assembly.
AUGGAAGAAGCAUCAAAACAACGUAAAGCACGUUUGGAAGCCUUCCGCAAAAGAAAAGCUGAAGCCAUAAGUAAUACCGAUGAAGAAAGUGAAUCAAAUGAGAAUAGAUUUUAUUCCUCUCCCUCUGUUCUACCUCCACUGAUCAACGGAAGAACACUCCGUUUUCGUAAUUAUACACCCUUAAAUGAAGAUAUAAGAGCAAAUUCGGUAGUCAAAAUAGCAAAACCAGAAGACAUUGGGGACGAUACUGUGGAGAAGACUGCUGAGCAAAUAAUAAAGAAAAUUGAAGUUGAAGAGGAAACUACGAAGGAGGAUGUGGAUUUAUUCAAUCUUGCUCCGAAAAACCCAAAUUGGGACUUAAGGCGUGAUGUUGAGAACAGGCUAAAAAGGCUUGAGCGUAGAACUCAAGCUAGUAUUGCUCAGUUAAUACGAAUGCGUCUGCAAGGUGAGUCAGGGUCAAGCACUGAUCUAGCUGAUGCUGUGAGAGCUACUGAAAAGGGGGCCGAAUCUGAAAAUGAAUCGGAUUAA